Archocentrus centrarchus (flier cichlid) is the source of this 2614-nucleotide messenger RNA. It is a transcript of the gene ca4a, whose product is annotated as carbonic anhydrase IV a. NCBI's taxonomy places the organism in Eukaryota, Metazoa, Chordata, Actinopteri, Cichliformes, Cichlidae. The transcript is spliced from 8 exons. The coding region runs from base 100 to 1020 and encodes 306 amino acids. Gene Ontology annotation, molecular function: carbonate dehydratase activity; zinc ion binding. Gene Ontology annotation, cellular component: plasma membrane. The record is from RefSeq and is a predicted model, not a curated record.
UAGAUAAGUACAAGACCCCCUCAAGAAUGCCAUCACAUUGGGGAAAAAACAAGUCAUUGUGUUGCCUUCCACUGGUCGAGUCAGACACGCUCCAAAAUAAUGCAGCUCAUCCUGCCAGUUCUCCUGGCAUCCUUUUGGACAAUCUGCACAGAAGCAGGAGAUUGGUGCUAUCAGUCUCAGUUUACCUGUGACCAUCAGUGCAAUGUACCAGAAAAAUGGAAUCAUGCCAACCAGGCAUGUGCGGGACAAAAACAGUCGCCCAUUAACAUUAUCACAAGAAAGACUUUGAAAGAUGGUCAUCUGACUCCUUUCAAGUUUCAUGGCUACCAGGACACCUUCAGAAGCAAUAUCAAAAAUAAUGGCCAUUCCGCUCAGGUUGGACUUCCUCAUGUUUGUACCAUAUCAAAUGGAGGCCUGCCAACUAACUACAAAGCUGUGCAGUUCCACCUGCACUGGGGCACCGAUGGAGGGCCUGGCUCUGAACACACUAUUGAUGGGGAGCAGUACCCCAUGGAGCUGCACAUUGUUCACAUGAAGAGCAUUUACAAUGAUCUGACGGCAGCACUGGGAGAUCCAGAGGGAGUUGCUGUUCUUGGAUUUUUCUAUGAGAUUUCCAGCAGCCUAAACCGAAAGUAUGACUCCAUCAUCAAUGCUCUGCAAAGUAUCCAUGCCACAAAUGGCAAUACAUCGCUGCCUCCCAUCUCCUUGGCACAGCUGAUCCCGUCUGAGAAAAAUCUAACAUCUUACUACCGUUACAAAGGCUCUCUGACCACCCCGCCGUGUGCAGAGUCUGUGAUUUGGACUGUGUUUAAGAAACCCAUUCCUCUGAGCAUGAAUCAGCUCAAAGCUUUCUCUCAACUCCAGUUUCGUGAUGGCAAGCAGAUGAAAGGGACUUUCAGGCCCGUCCAGCCCCUCAAUGGCCGGCAGGUGUUCCGGUCCGGAAGUGCGGUUAUCCUUAGCAACUCUGCCCUCCUCCUGGCUACCAUUGCCAUGGCGUUGGGACUGUCCCAGCCCAUUUAGUUGCAAGAUAUCCCAUGCUGCACUGCGACAUCAAUGAACACAAAAAGUUCUGCAUCAAUCCUCAGCCAAACCCUGGUUCAUAAAUUCUUCACAGCAUGUUUGCUAAGACGAUGGAUCAUAUCAUAGUGUAGGCAUGACUCACUUGGUCUUCUCCCCUUAUGGCACAAAUGAUAAAGGCGCUUGAGUGAUGCCUUAAGAAAGGUGUUGUAAGGGUUUAUUAAGCAUUCAUGCAUGCGUAGUGAUGCGGUAGGUGUUAGUUCAGCAUUUUGAAUGUGUCAUAAGAGCUGGUCCCAGAGCACUAAAAGUGACAGCUGAAUUUAAACUCAGUCAUUCACUAAACUUCCAAAUCUUCAUCUUAAGUGCGCGCACAACAUAUUUUUCAUAUGCUUUAGACCUCAUUCACAUCAUCCAGUUUCUCUUUCUGCUAAUGUUAGAGUGAGCUGCUGAAAGUUUGUGCUCUCAGUGCCAAUAUCAGCCCCAUGAACUGGCACGUGAUGUGCUAUUCUCAGUGCGGCAUGAAGUUAUAAAUAGCAGAUCUGAGUCAUAAAAACAAGCUCCAUUUCAAAGGUGACGGUCAAAGGAGUCAGCAGUUUGGCCUUUCUUUCAUGGUCCAAGCGCACACAACGCAGCUGUCACGUGAACCCCUGUUAGCCACUCAGCUAAUAGCACUCAGCACAUGGUUUGGGAAAGGGUGGAAGGAUGGAAGGGUGGAAGGGUGAGGGGUCUAAGAUCCAGUCUUUUCCCACUACAAUUCAGAGUCAAGAAAAUCUACAAAGAACAACUGCAGGCUGAUCUGAGAGCAGCAGCAAUCCCUUUCCUCCCAGCCAGAGGCAGCUUACACCAGAAGGAAAGAUGAAGAUGCAGAGACACUAACAGUGGGUCACAUAAUGGGCGACAGUAUCCGUGGCUUGAGGACACAAUAGUAAUUUUGAGAACUGACCCGCCUAUCUUCUCAAACCAGUAUUAUUGCCUCCAUGCAUUUCAAAAAUGAAUCACAUGAAUCUGCAUGUUUUGAUGUUCUAGAUUUUUCAGAGGAGAUACAUGCACAGAAUUCGCCUCAGCCGGUCUGUUUUAUUCAGUUUUGACACAUAAAGUUUAGUAAGCUGAUCAUGACAACAUGGGACUGUGUUCAUGGCUUGUAUUACAGGCUCUGGAAUACACUGAAUGUUAUCAACUGUGAAUUACACCCCACUGAGUUCUCACUCAUUAAUUCGGGAGGACUUGUUAUGUAUUCUAGUGAGAAAGCUGUGCAAUUUUCCAGCAAGAUUUAUUGUAAUGAUUGAACAAAAAGAAUCUGUACCUUUUACAUUGUUUCAUAACACUUCAAGUUAUCUUUCAAUGCUGUGUUAUUGCGCACACGUGUAUUUAUAUAUGUAGUGAAUGUGUAUAUUGAUAUGAGACUGCAGUUGAUAUUUAUGUAUUUCAAAGUUUGUACAAUGCUGAAUGCAGACCCAUAUACGAAGCAUCAAGCUGUUCAUGAUUAAUUAAGUUUACUUAUGAUGUUCAAGUGUAUGAGACUGUCAGGUUGUAAUGCUUGAAAUAAUAUACAGAAUGUGUUCCAACUGAACAAUAAACUACCUACAUGCCUUUUUAA